AAGAAGUCUGCAGGAGACUCUGCCAGUUUGAUUACUCAUCGGAAUCUACAAACUUUCGGCGGCACUAUGCCGCUUUUGCAACAGGACAAUCGUGGUCCCGGCGGUUCCAGAGAGAACCGUCGUUCGUUUACAAAGUUUUUGGGACUGGAUACUUCUCAAUCUACCGAUGCUGUAACUGCACCGAAGCCGUCUAGCGGUCACAGAAACGAAGAGUGGCAUUGGGAUUUGCCGGAUAGCCCAGAGGCGGCUCAAACCCCUGGGUCGUUGGUGCCUUCAAACUGCUUCCCACCUCGUCAUCCUACCGCCUACACUAGUUACAGCGAGCGAGCGAGGCCGGGAAGCUGGGCGGAAUCCGGGCAGGGGAUAACGGACCUUGUUGCUAGCCUAUCUCUAACAAUGCCGUCCGCCAGCUCGGACUUCAUGCCUGGUAGCAGCGAACCUCAACAAACACAAAUAACGCAGUGGUCCCAAACCGUGGAGUCCAAAAAAGAAACUCGUAAAAAAGAAAUCGUGUCGCGCCGAGCAUCGUUUUGUGGCGUAGUGAGUAGCAACAGCGCAAUUAAAGUAUGGACUGGGCAACUGCCUUCCCGUACCAUGGACAGUGGCGUAUAUUCUUCAAAAGUAUUCUUGGGCGGGCUUCCCUGGGACGUAUCGGAGUAUACACUGAUGCAGGCGUUGAAGAGCUUUCAGCCAAUUCGCGUGGAAUGGCCAGGCCGUGGGAACGGAUCUCUACCUGGCAACGGUGAUGACGGCCCACGUGGUUUCGCCUAUGUCACCUUCGAAAACGAACAGAAUGUGCGCGCUUUGUUAUCUGCUGCCAGACGUAACGGUGAUAAGUGGUAUUACCGCAUUUCUACGCGCAAUAUGAAGUCUAAAGAGGUGGAAGUGAUUCCGUGGUCGGUGAAGGACAGUAUUUGCGUUGUGGGGGGUUCCACUCGUCUGGAUCCAUCUCGCACUGUGUUUGUGGGAGCCCUCCAUGGAAUGAUGUCGGCUGAAGCCCUGGCACACAUCAUGAAUUACCUCUUCAAGGGAGUGGUUUAUGCUGGUAUCGACACGGACAAAUAUAAAUACCCGAUCGGUUCCGGUCGCGUAAGCUUCGACAAUACCCACUCGUACGUCAGCGCCAUCUCUGCGGGCUUCGUCGAAAUACGCACUGACAAGUUCACUAAAAAGGUCCAAGUAGAUCCUUACAUUGAGGACGCGAUGUGUUCUAUGUGCAACAUGCAACAAGGUCCUUACUUUUGCCGGAGUCCUUUUUGUUUUAAAUACUUUUGCCGCAAGUGUUGGCCAAUCCGCCAUCCGAUAGCGACUCCGGAGCAUCGAGCUCUGAUGCGAAACUUUAAGACCGACCAGGUGCAACCAGUGUCGAUAUCUGGCAGCACUCUUUGCCAAAACGGCAACAUGGCCAUGUCCAAUAGGAGACAGUCGCUGUGUGACCAGAACAUCAUGUUUGGAGUCUUCAGUAGUGUGGAUUCGACGCCGUCUCCAACAAGUGGCCUAAGUGCGUCCAGUGACCACGCCACGGAGAUCACCGAUUGGUAGCUCCAUCAACUCGCAUCGCACCGGUUCUUCCAGGACAGAGCAGCCGGUUGAGCUGUUCUUGGCUUGUUGGCUCUUGUCCUAUGUUUAACAUCUCGUCCUCCGGUGUUACAAGUUGUCGAUCCGCUAUUAAGUUGGGCGCUUCGCCAGCAUCCGCUUUGAAAUAGUUUUAAGAAUUCGUGCAUUUUGAUUUGCACUUGUUGAUUUUUUCUAGAUAUAUAUUAAUUAUACCAAUCGGGUAAAAUUGUUUUGUACUUUUUGCAAAUUUUAUGGCAAGCCUCGAGGGCUGUUUUAAUACGUUUUAAUGUGCCUAGUGUUAGUGAUUAAGUUUGAAAGCUUGAAAUGUAUAGAGUUUUAACCGAUAGUGAUUUUAUAAUGCUUAAAUGAUUGAUACAUAAACUUUAAUAAAUCGAAUUAUUAUA
Messenger RNA from Pieris brassicae (large cabbage white), 1961 nucleotides. It is a transcript of the gene orb, whose product is annotated as cytoplasmic polyadenylation element-binding protein 1-B. Gene Ontology annotation, molecular function: translation factor activity, RNA binding; ribosome binding; mRNA 3'-UTR binding. Lineage: Eukaryota; Metazoa; Arthropoda; Insecta; Lepidoptera; Pieridae. Gene Ontology annotation, cellular component: neuron projection; nucleus; synapse. The coding region runs from base 67 to 1542 and encodes 491 amino acids. Gene Ontology annotation, biological process: negative regulation of cytoplasmic translation. The record is from RefSeq and is a predicted model, not a curated record. The transcript is spliced from 13 exons.